Molecule: messenger RNA, 8237 nt
Organism: Lymnaea stagnalis (great pond snail)
Lineage: Eukaryota; Metazoa; Mollusca; Gastropoda; Lymnaeidae
Source: the annotation of a GenBank genome assembly
AUCACGUGACAUAAAUGUCACAUGACCAUCCUGUUAUCAUUUAGAGUUUGGAGUGACUUCUGAUUGUUCCACACUAAUAGUUCGAACUUUGGUUUGCGCGUUUGUUUGUCGUACUUGACUUUCAAGACAAGAUCAGCAAGAUGUCAUUGAAAGGUAGUCUUUUAGAUAUACUAAUUAUUAUUUAGGCAGGGCAAACUAGCCCUGGGGCAUUUGGGGUGGUAAGCACUGUCGCCACUGGCACUGACAGUACACUAUCAGUUAUCAGUAUCAGUACAGGCUCAGCUCAGACUCAAACUCAAGUCACUCAAGUUACUAUAAAAAAAUAAGUAAGGUAGUACUCCACUACGUAUGUCGUGGUACAUAUUACAUACUGAACUGCAACGGCUACAUUAGGUUACAUUGUGUCUUGUGUCCCUAAUUAUAACGAACAUAAUGAGAUAAUGCGGAAGUUCGCCCAAAAGUAUGACUGGUGUAGCAAACCAUGACUUAUCAUACUUAUACUUAUAGUUAUAGCAAAUCGCGCCAGCGUUGGCCUUCACAAAAAAUGUUUUAAAAAAAUUGAAAUGGUGAGUGGUGAGCGUGUACAAACGGCUAUGGCGUCCUCUGCUGCUGCUCACAAUUCUGAACAAUUCUGUAAGGGAACAGGAGUUAGUCAGAGUCUGAGGCAUUCUUAUUUGUUUUUUGUUAUGUGUUUGUGUUGUUUUUGAGUGUGGUUAUACUUUCUGCUUGUUGGUAUGUUUAAAUUGUGCUGUGUCAGUUUUGUUCACAUUUGUUUGGAUAAGUGAAGUGGGUCAACUAUUUUACACUGUGAUUAGUUUUUCUUUGUUUUGGAUUGUCAGGUAAUAGUUAAUAGAGAUAUCCUUGACAAGCCAUUGUUAUUGUAUAAAGUAUCAUGUAGUUAUAAAACUUUUUCAAACUCUUUUACAAUUUUGUUUGCCUCUAAAUUUCCACAAUGGGACUUUUAGAAAUCUGGAUCUCCUUCAAUAACUCCCCAUAUAACAAACGCUGUUCCAGAGCAGCUUAGGUUCAUUAUGCUCGGACCCAAUGUAGUCAUGUUCAGUGAUAGUAAAAAAUAUUAUUAUUAAUUACUGUAUAGAUGAAAUUUAAAAAUAUACGUUUUUUUCACAGAGUACACAUUCACAGAUUCUUUUGAGGUAACUAACCAGGUGAAAAGCGACUUUGAUGAAGCUGGCUACAUAAUUGUUAGGUAAUUGUUACCCAUUAAUGUCACAAAGUUGUUAGCCUAGCUUUAAAAGCUUUUAUUCCUUAGUGUCACAAGCUCCUUAAUGCUCUGUUGACUCUAUCUAACCACCAUUUCUUGUACCAAAUGAAACACAAUAAAAAAGACAAAUAAAAAAUUCUUGAUCAUUAUCAUAAAAUGCUAAAGAUAAUUUAAUGUUCAUAUUUAAAUAAAACCUUAUAUCAUUAUUCUAGUUUGAUAAAUUUAAAUACAGUCAAUGUUAAUCCUUGUAUGAAUAUAUGCAAACAUUAAACCGCGUUAUAAUGGAGUCCUGGGUGCAGCUGAUUUCUUUCUCUCUAUCCUUUUGGUAUGCCCUACUGUGAACCUAUUGUCUAUGUCACCAGUCACUCAUCACUGCUUGUUGUCGUGGGGUUUUGAUGUCCAUCCACUGUCCACAUGGUCUAACAUUAAAAUUUGUAAGGAAAGAACACUACUAAAACUGCUGAAAUGCAUGAGAAACCAUUUACACUAAGUAGUACUAUUAAGAAGUCCUAUACCUAUACUUUUCAAAAUGGCUCAUCCAGGAGAUCUUGAUAUAUAUCUGUUAUCUCUACAACCUCAAACACUCAACCUCCCUGCACAGCUUCUACAAUUUGAACUCUGUGUUUACACUUACCUAUGUUUCUGGAAAUCUCUGGCUUUAUGUGCUCUUUGUCUCAGUCUAUAGAGAAAGACUUGCAAAGUAAUGUACAGGGACAGUUAGUCAGUGAUCAAUGAAUGUACUAAAUUUCAUGUGUCCCACAACAACUUCCCAACCUUAACACUUGAAAGCAUUUCAAGAUAUCUUCAAUGAAAAUAUCAUUGUGGCAGAUAGAUAAUUAUAGAUCAUUUAAAAACAUGCUGAUAUUAAUGUAAAGUACAUUGUUUGUAAAAAAAAAAAAAUAAGAACCUUUUUCAUUAAGCAAUUAUCUAGAGCUGUGUAAUAUUUUUUUUAUGGGUAGUUGUCAUUGGGAUUGAAAAUGCCUUAAGUUAAAGGAUAGAAUAUUGAACAGAAAUAGUUUUGUGAAAUACCGGUAUGAAAUGGAAGCAGUGGCGUAGCGAGGCAGGUGCGGGGGUGCGGACCGCACCGGGUGACUCCAACCCUAGCUAUGUCACUGAAUGGAAGUGAGAGAAAUCAUGACAAAGUAUGUAUGACUGUAAGCUAUAAAAGUGUAUGCAUGAAUCUAUAAAUAUUCCUCAUAUAAGGUUUGUAUAUUUUGAUAUUAUUAGUCUAAUAUUUGCAAUCACAGAGGCCUCCUUGAUAAAGAUGAGUUGCUCAAAGUGAAAGAAGCUCUUGAAAGUACUGAUGCCCUAAUGAAACAUUCAUUUCAGGUACAAGCUAUGACACAUUUACUCUUCUACAGUUGGAAUAUUUUCCUAAAAUUUGAAGAAGAUAUACCAACCAUAUGUGAAAUGGUUUAAUUUAUUUAAUUAUCAUGAUAGUUGAAUUCUUAUAAUAGCGAUCAAAUAAAUUUGAAAAAUAAAAUUUAAUGUUUAUUUUAUGUGACCACAAUGAUUCAUAUUAUUAGCUCCAUUCUGUGUUUACAAUAACUUUAAAUUCACCUAAAAACUGCAAUAUAUAAAAAAUAGUGGUUCUCUUUGCGGUGAUAACUAAUUACUUUCCAGUUGAUAUUAAUAGAUACAUUCUAAACAUUGAUUGAAGUGUGAGUACUUUUUUAAUCCUGCAUUUAGGUCAAUGACAGUGAAGGUCGCAAGAGUCGACUAUGUUUGUGGAGUCAUCCAGGAAAGGAUGUGACAGGAAUGGUUGGGCGGUGUGAAAAGGUUGCAGGAACUUCAGAGAAAGUAGGUUUCUAUAAAAAUGCAACAGCCUUGGUUUGGGGGUGGGGGGGGGUUAUUUUUGAAGAUCUUAUGAAUAAUUCCUGUUAUAGCUCUUGUGUUAUAUGUGUUAGAAAGUAGUACAUUAUGAAGAGCAGUAUUUUUAAACUUUAGAAAAUAUUAGUGCAUUUAGCAGAACAGUGUUUCAGAAGCCGAAAAGUAUCUCUGCUAAUUUUUGGUAAAUUAAUUUUAAUCAUUAAUUCAUUAACAUCCUCCACCCCAAAUUUUUUGGUGUUGAUGACGAACAGCUUCUGGGAGGAGAAGUUUAUCACUAUCAUACCAAGCUAAUGAUGAAAGAACCUUUUACUGGCGGGGAGCAUGUCUGGCAUCAAGAUUAUGGGUACGUUUUCUUAAGUGCCUGUAUACAUUUUACAAGGCAUUUUCUCAGAAUGUUGUAUUAGAUUUUAAAAUAAAUAAAUUCAAUACUUUCCUUCCAAUUUAUUGCUUGUUAACUUCUGCCAAACUGUCAAAUUACCGGUACUGUCAAAAUGUCAAGUGUACUAGUAAUUGUACUGUCAAGAAUUUUUGUUAAUGGUAAAGCAGUAAGGUAUACUGUUAAAUAGGGAAAAUGAUUAUCAAACAGAGAUGAUUUUUAUUUUCCCACCCUUAAUAGCUUCAAGAUUAUUUCCAGUCACCUAUUACUUUGUCCUUGAAAUUUUAAUGAGAUUUCCCAGACCAUUUCUUUAUCUUUAUUUCUUUUAAAUUUAAGAAUACUAUUAUACCAUUAUCUAUUUGGGUCAGAAAUCGCUCAAACUAAUGGUCACAAAGAUAAGCUUAAAGGCAAUUAUUAACAUCUGAUCUGCCAAGGUUGAGAGUACCUCUUGCUAUUAGAGAGCCAGAGAUUAUGCUAAAUUUACUUGGGGCAGAGAUUUCAUAAAGACCAUCAAAAAUAGCAGUCUUUUCCCGCCCUCUUUAAUUAUGUUUUGUUUGACUUACACUCGGUCAGGUUAAUGUUAUCUACUUCAGGUACUGGUACAAAAAUGGUUGCCUGUUUCCUGAUAUGUUGACAGUUUUCAUUGCAAUAGAUAAGUGCUGGAAGGAAAAUGGAUGUCUUCAGGUAUGGUUAGGAACCGGGAGGGGGGGGGGGGCUUUUUUUGCACUGAAUGAAGGAAGUAUGGUGACUUGUUUGUACUUGUUUUGUGAACUGUGGUGGCAUAUUUGUAUUUGUUUUAUGAAGUGUUGUGGCUUAUUUGAACUGGUUUUAUGAAGUAUGGUGGCUUAUUAAAAAUGGUUUUAUGAAGUGUGGUGGUUUAUUUGAAUUGAUUGAAGGAAGUGCUGUGGCUGCUCUGUACCAAUUGAUGAAAGUAUUAUUGCUUAUUAUUUCCAAUUGAAGAAAAUGUAGUGGCUUCCUUGUACUGAUUAAAGAAAGUGUAGUGGCUUCCGUGUACUGAUUGAAGAAAGUGUAGUAGCCAAAUUGUACUUAUGGAAAGGAAAUGUGGUGGCAUUUUUUAACUGGUAAAGGAUGGGUUACCGUUAAAAGAGGUUGGUUUGAUUAUUUUAUGUUUCUUAGUGGCAGUGAUCUGAUUGCUUUGUACCUUUUAAAUGAUGUGUUGCAAUCAAUUUGAAGUUGAUAAAUGAAUAAUUGUAUUUUUUGUUUGUUUUAUUUGUUUUGAAGACCUGUAGUUUUGAUAAAAUUAUUACAUUUGUUACUGUUGAGUUGUUAUACAUUGCUGUAUUGUGUAAAUAUUUUAUUCAAGUACUCAGUAGUUCCAUAUGAAAAGUGACCUUUUCUUGUCUUCUACAGAUCCUUGAAGGCUCUCACAAGUGUGGCCGUGUUGAACAUGUCAUGGUUGGAGGUCAGACAGGGGCAGAUCUUGAAAGAGUUGCCCAGAUUCAGAAAGUUUUGCCUUUAAAGUUUGUGGAGCUUGAACCAGGUGAACUAUAUUAAAAAAAAUUAUUGUCCUUUGAAUAGCAGCCAAUUAUGUCCUACCAUAAGAUUUGAUUUAAUUGUUGUAAAACUUGUUGGAAAAUGACAAAAUACUAAAUGUUGAUUACAAUUUUUAUGCUGUCUAGUAGUGCUCCAUGUUGUUCUAUUCUAAAACAAAUAAAACGUUGAACUAACCUUGAUGGUUGCCUCUACUUAUUUGAUUAUCUUCCUUGUGAAGUAAAUUAGCAAUUUGAUAUAUUCAACAAAACUCUCAUCUUAAAACAAUAUUUUGGACUCAAAUGAGUUAUUUCCCUUUAAUGUACAAUUUUUAAAAAAACUGGCUUUUACUUAUAGAAAAUUAAGUGGGGAAACAAAUAAUUUAUGAUUAAAUAUUCCCUCCUUUUUUAACAUCAAGGACAUUAUUAUGACAAAGUCUUUUAACUUUAAAAUUAUUUUGUCAAAAUAAACUUUAAAAAUAAUUCUUUCAUAAUGAUAAUUUUAAGUUUUAGUAAAAAUGCAUAGUUUAUAUUCAAGAUAUGUAAAGAACUUUGAGUUUUAUUAUUUACAAGACAAUGUAUGUAAGAUUUUGUAAAUUUGACAUCAACAGGUGAUGCUCUGUUCUUUCACUCUAACUUGCUUCACAACAGUGCCCAAAAUCAGAGCCCUCAUCGACGCUGGGCUUUCCUUUGUGCCUAUAACAAAGCCUCCAACAACCCAGUCUAUGAACAUCAUCACCCACAGUACACUCCCCUUAUUAAGGUUUGUACUCUCGAGUUGACAUUUUUAUCAUGUGUGUCCUGUCCAACGGUGAUGUGCGGCCUUUAUUGUGGAGGCCCCCGUGUCACCAAACUAAACAAGAGUUUAAACUCUUACCACCCCGAAAAAAGUCUCAACCCCUAGGCUGUCCACCCAUUAUAUAGGAUUCAGACUAUCACAGGAGAAUUGUCAAAGUACGCCUUUGAGAAUAGAAUAAUUUUUUAGAUGAUCUGGGACAGUUACUAAAAUCCUCAAAGCCUCAUCAAACUGAUUAGGAACUGAACUUAUGGUGCAUUCUGUAGUGUAAAUGUAAUCGCAGCUUGACCAUAAACUUGACUUAUCCCCAGGUACCCAACUCAGCUAUCAGAGAAUGCACCAACAUCACAGAUAUGUCUGAUAAAGACUUUAUGGACCCCAGCAAGGACAAGACAAUCAUAGCCACUACAAAUGAGAAAUGAAGCAUAUUGUAUUCGCUAAAUAACUGCCAAAGAACUUUUACAAUUAUUUGUCUCCUUUUUUUUUUUUUAUUUAAUGGCCCUAUUUUGUGAAAUUCAUGUUAACUAUGUUUACUAUUUAGCAAUCAGUGGUUUACUAAUUCAGGCUGUGAUGUUUGCAAUUGUUCUAUUAACUUCUAUUUUUUAAAAUGUUAUAGGAUAUGAUAUAUAUUAUAUAUUCACUCUCUAAAGUGCCAUCCGCAAUAGGCUUUAAAUUUACCUGUACUGGUACAUAGAAUUCGUGAUUGUAUUGCAAUAAGAUCUUCUGGAUUACAUUUUUUUCCUAUAAAGACACCAAAUAACGCAUGCUAGAUGAUGAGUGGAAUUAAUUUAAUGUUCUUCUGAUUUAGUCUCAGACAUGCUCUUUAACCAGAGCAAUUUUUUUUUUAUCUGCAUAAUAUUGUAAUUCCAUUGUUUACUUUUACAUAAAUGUGCCAUAUGAGAAGUGAGUCUCCUCCCCAUUAUGUUUUUUUUUACACAGUCAUCAGGAGUCAUUUCGCUUGUCAAAAAUGAUGGACAGGAGUAAAUGUAAUAAUUGUUUUAGUCAUUUUUACUGUUUAGUUUUAACAUUUUUAAAUUCAAUUGUCCAGUCUCAGAUAUUCGUCAGGUAAAAAAAAAAUGGUCUCUUAAAAGUAUCAGUUUUAGUUGAGUUAUCUCUCCCUUUGUGUGCUUGACUAAUCUGUACACAAAUGGCAAUGACCGUCAAGAAAAAACUUAAGUAAAAAAAAAUUUCAACAUUUAAAUUAACUUUGAAAACAUUUACAGUGAUUUUUUAAAAGUUUAUUUAAAGAUAACAUUUACUGAAUGAGAGUUUGUGGUUUUCAAAGAAUUAUAUUUGGUAAUGCAUUGUUUUUGUGUUUUUUUCGUAACUUUCAAGUUUUUCUUGUGUAAUGUUGGCUUUGUAAACCAUUUCAAUUGCUGGAAGGAAAUUUCCUACAUGUUCAGAAUAUUAUUAUAUUGGAUAUAUCAAUUCAUGCUCUUUGUGAGAUCAACAAACAACAUUAAUCAUAAAUGUUGAUUCAGUUACAGAGUGUGUAUAAAUAAUAUAAUUAAUAAAUUGAUUAUAUUUUGCUUAACCAGAAAAUGUUUUCCUUUUUUUAUACCCAUUCUAAUAUCAGUACCCCACCAUCCACCCAAAUAUUCCAAAAAUUGUAUUUUUUGUGCUAGAACCAUGGUAUUUUGAUUGAAUUGAGACAAAUAAUGACUGCAAUAUUUCAUGUACUGAAUAAAUUAACUAUUUGUUCAGAAGUAAAAACAUCUUUUAAUUUUUUUUUUUUUCAAAUAGAAACCAAAGAUUUCUGUUGGUACUUGGUUCAGAAAGCCCUUUGCAAAUAUUUUACUUUAUUGCUUUGAAAAUAGUUCAUUAUUUAUUUUUUUUUUUUGCAGGGCUUCUAAAUUUAAAAAAAAAUGUCUGCCUUUCCCAACCUUCUAAUAACCAAAGAACAUUGAAUUGGUUCAUUCAAUGUGAAGAUAAAUUAGUUAAUUAGCUUUGUGACAGUUGCUUAUUGAGUGUGUUAGAUUAGAAUCUUUCAGUCCACAUGUGAAAUUCUUGUCUGCUUUAUAUAUUGGUGUGGUUGGUGGUUUCGUCACUACAGUUUUACAUUUAUUUAGAUUACAGAAAUGGGGUCUUGAGAACUAUAGCUUUUUUAUUUGUUCUCAGUUUAAGAGUAUGGUAACCAGAACAAGAAAAAAGCUGAAUAAAAAGUACAGUAAGAAUCAGCCAGACUGAGACCUAUGUUGCCUGCUAUAAGUUGCCUGUCAAUUCAAAAUAAGCAGGUCACAUUGGACCUGUCUGAUAUAGGACUCACAGGGGAAAAAUGAUGUCAGUGUCACAUGUUGGUCACUGGGAUGGUCACUUGCUGUGCAUGAGUGACCAAGCAGGAGAUUAGAGCCCAGCACACCACAUGCUUCUUUUAAUUUUGAUGGGUGUGUAGGCUACGUUUAUAACACAGCCUGUGGUUGACCCACAGCCAUCAAGCGUUGUGAGCUACUACUAUUAAGUGGCACAUUGCAACACAUGCUAACUUGAUUAUUAUAGUUUUAUUUUACAAACAGAUGUAAUGGA